AGGAGGGAGGGAUGGAGAUUAAAUGAAACAGUUUUUGCAACCACAUGUUGCUGAGCUUGAUUGAACUGCUGUUGCUGCAGCUCCUGCCUACCUUUCCUUGGCAUUGUACGUCCAACUAACACUGUAGCCACUGCAUCUGUAGUUUCUGCCACCUGUGGCAGCGCUCCUAUUCUCUCUACGCCACAGAGAGAGAGAGAGAGAACAAAAAAGGGGAGCUGAUAGAGGUCGGGGAGGAGGAGGAUAUCUUUCAUGAUAAGUGGACUUCUGACAGAGAGAGAUCCCCACUGCAUACCCAGUUGAACCAAAUGAAAGAAUCCUAAAAGCAGCACCAUGCCAGGACUCAUUAACAAGGAGAACCGGACUGCUCUGCCCCUUAGUGUCUCUGACAUCACUUCCUGUGUCAGGGGUUAUACUCUGGCCAUGACAGCCUCUAUGACCUAUGAAAAUAUUGAGGACCAUGCAAUUGAGGGGAUCUUCAUUUAUCCACUGGAGGAAAAUACUAUUGUUGUGGGGUUUGAGUCUAUGAUAUCCAGUCAGAUUAUAACACUUCAAAUCAAAGACAAGGCAAAACUUGACGACUGUUAUCAGGAUUGCUGCAGCACAUCCAACGGAGCCCUUCAGAGUGGCAGCGGACACAUAUUGAUUGAUGAGGAUUUGGAGAGGACAGUGUUAGUGGUUAACCUGGGGCUCAUCCCUCCUAUGGAGACGGUCCAUAUUCUGGUCAGUACCUCCGCUGAGCUCUCCACCUUGCCCAACGGCGGCAUCAGGGUCUCGUCCCCACCGGUGUGCACUCCUCGGGUACAGAGGACCAUCAACGAGGAGCAGGGACUAUCCCCAAACUUCUCCAGAACGCGGGACAGGCAUAGUUGUGCCUCAAGUCCGCACGAUCAAACUCCCAACUCCCCCCAGCUGUGGUUGUCUUCACUGCUGGAGGAAGAGACCAUCAACUCCAUGGACUACGAGUUUAACUUCCAGCUGGAGAUACGGGCUCCCUAUCUCCUCGCAGGUGUAGAGAGCCCGUCUCACGCUAUCCGAGCCGAUGCAGACCCUCUGGCUCGCUCUGCCACAAGCGUCGUCAUCACCCUGGCUGACAAGUACACGUAUGACUGUCCUGUCCAAAUCCUCAUCUACCCCAGCGAGCCUCAUCUGCCACAUGUGCUGAUUGAGAACGGAGACAUGACGCAGGACGAGUAUGAUGAGUAUCUUCACGGCCGCAGCGAUUUCAUCAAGGCCACCAAGAAGGACUCCAGCAACGAGAGAAAAGUAGAUGUCAUUCACAGGCGACUCCACAAGGACAUCCUCCACAACCCCGUGGUCAUGUUGAACUUCUGCCCGGACCUCAAGUCCAUCAGCGCCGACCUGAGGAAGGUUCACGGCGAGUUCAUCUUCAUGAUCGACCGCAGUGGCAGCAUGAGCGGUGUCAACAUCAACCGUGUGAAGGAUGCCAUGGUGGUGAUUCUCAAGAGCCUCGUUCCAGGCUGCCUUUUUAACAUCAUCAGCUUUGGCUCCACAUUCAAAUCCCUCUUCCCAACCAGCCAGAAGUACGAGGAGGAAGCACUAGCCCUGGCCUGUGAGUAUGUUAGGAAGAUCAGAGCCGACAUGGGGGGGACCAACAUCCUAGCACCGCUCAAGUGGAUCCUGAGGCAGCCGAAGUUCACCGGACACCCCCGCCUGCUCUUCUUGCUCACUGACGGGGCCGUCAGCAACACAGGCAAAGUAAUCGAGCUGGUCCGCAGCCACGCACGUUACAUCAGAUGCUUUACGUUCGGCAUAGGACAGAGCGCUUGCAGGAGGCUGGUGCGGGGACUGGCGACCGUUUCCAAAGGAACGGCAGAGUUCCUGGUUGACGGAGAAAGGCUGCAGCCCAAGAUGAUAAAGUCCCUGAAGAAAACCAUGUCUCCGGUCCUCAGUGACAUUUCCAUCGAAUGGCUCUUUCCUGAGACCAAAGAAGUGCUGCUGUCCCCUGUGGGCAACACCUUCCUGUUUCCGGGGGACAAUCUGAUUGGCUACAGUGUGGUCUGCGACACCACCCGCUACCAUGCCAACCCCAAAUCUGACAAGAGGCGGCGAUACAGCAUGAUGCGCUCCAUUGAGUCAGCCAGCUCCGUGUUUUACCACUCUCAAGAGGAGGACCUGGUUAAGACGAGUAAUGACAGUCAGGGGUUCUACAGGGAAGCACCUCUGUAUGAUUCCUACCAGGACUCUAUGAAAGACAACCCUGCCACCACAGAGCAAGACACCAUGGGGUUUGAUAGCACGACGUCUCCAAGGAGGCGCGCAUACAGCACCAACCAGAUCUCUGACUACAACCCGGCAAAAAAGGUCUACACUCCAAGUGAUCCCAGCUCUGUGGUGACUAAGAAUCCACUGAGGAGAGCCAAAGUCCAGGAGCUGGUAGGCCAGAUGAGCCCUGAGCACGAGGCCCAGUGGAGGAGCGACUACCAGCCACAACUGGCAAGCCUGUGUGCCUCGUCUUCGAGAGGACGUCCUGCCAGCUGUCCCAGGUCCCUACCUCAGCAGGAGCCCCCCCUACAGCAAGAAGCCGACUCAGGGCUUCCUUUCCAUUCCCAGCCCCAGGACAACUCCACUGGGGAAGAUGGAUCCAGAUCGUCCACUGACAGCCCUUCUGUUGGCAGCGUCGGAGACACAGAUGGCUAUGGACAUCAGUUAUGUCAAGCAGAAACCCCUCAGGAGAGCCAGACUUCAGAUCUGGGUGCAGCCAGCCGGCUGAAAGGCGACUGCAAGGCCGUGGUGUCCGGACUGCUGGGCGGGAAACCGGCGAGGUGGGAGGUCGUCUUCGAUAUCGAGCCCUUCCUGAACGGCCGGGAGCGGGAGGAGAAGGUUCACGAGGAGCUGUGGAACGAGACCUUCCACCACAUGGCUGGACACUCCAUCAUAGGAGACUUUGAGCACAUGGCGGAUAAGGAGGGUGACAUUGAGCACGGCUCUGGCCGAAAGUACCAGGUCUACGCUAUUCACACCAGCAAGGCCUGCAACAUACUGAGCAAACACACAGCGCUGGUUCCCAUCGACCUGGACACUAAUGAGUAUUUGCAGACGUGCAUCGAAUACAUAAACAGCAGUGAAGGUCUGAAGAGGGGCUCCCAUUCCAGGUCUCGUUCAGGGAGCAGGAAGAGCCGAGGCUACUCCAUCGGACUGGGUCGCUCUCAGUCUGGAGGCGUGUCAGAGGAAGCUGAAGAUGUCCUGCUACCCAACAAUGGAGAGGAUGGUGUCUCUCCCUGCAGCACCCCCUCCUCCGCCGGCUGGGAGAGAUGUAGCUUCACAGAGGUCGCUCAAAGGAGUCCAUCUGUGACCUCCGACCAAUCCCAGAAAUCGGUGGAGAGCCUUUUUUCUGCCAGGUUGGCCCUCAGCAGGACUCGUCUCCUGACCCGGGCUGCUAAAGGAUUCAUGUGUCGAUCUCACAGCAAGUCCGGGGAUUCAAUUGGAGAGAGUGACAACGAGAACAAAGACUACAUUCCUCUGGUGUUGUUGCAGUUGGCUAGUGGUGCAUUUCCCCUGGACACAGCUCUGUGUGAUGUCAUUAGCGUGCCCAUGGACAAGCUCAAGUGGACGUCCCCUUUCAGCAGCCACCGCAGCAACCUGUCUCACACCAGCAGCCGCCGUGCUGAGACUGCCGAUGACGGACACAAAUCCCUGGGUGAACCAGAACCAUAUCAGCACGCCGUAGGCAUCAACAGCCCUUUUCAUAUGGCCAGGAGUUCCUGGACGGAUGCAAGGCCUUCCUCAUUAGGCAGUCCUUCCACCGGUGCUGAGCCCCCGCUCUCCCAACUCUCCCAGGUGGACGGUGGACGGGGCUCAGGGUCAGGCGGUUUAGACACAUCAUCGCCCAGCGGUGUGCUAAAGAGGAUGCUGGAUCCAGAGAGCAUGGUGUGGGCCACAGCGGUGGCUCUUGCCUGGCUGGAGCACAGCUCCGCCAGUCAUUUCAUAGAGUGGGAACUGGUAGCCGCCAAAGCCAGCAUGUGGUUGAGUGCGCAGGAAAUCCCAGAAGGCCGAGACUUAGCCUCCAUCAAGUCGGCUGCCAACCAGCUCUUCAUCAUCAUCAGACACUGGGAUGAGAACCUGCAACUGAACAUGCUCUGUUACAACCCUAACAGUGUCUGAGGCCUGCUGAUCCAAGGCUGAAAAUACAGACCACUGAAAGUACUCUAUUCCAUAUGAUACUAUGCUACCCGGAGCUGUACUAUUCUAUGUUAAGCAGUUCGUCCUCUGAAGUCUACAAUGUGUAUUUUCUUCUGUUUGUGUGCUGUUCCUCCAAACAUGUCACAGGUGCAAGCUAUUACCUAUAUACUGGAGCUGGAUCCGUGAUCCGUGGGAUCUAGACACAGAUUUGAGUUUCAUGGCCAUGAACGUCAAUGUUAAAUUAAUAGCAUGCUAGGCCACUGACCAUCAACAUCUGAGAAAUGCACUUAUUGUCAUCAUAUUGAUGUUAUGGGGAGAAUGCUGCAAAACAAUUGUAAGAAAAAACAAUUCCACAGAUUGACACACUUGUUUUACAUCUUUACAGCAUUUUCUGUAUUGAUUUUAUUGUUGA
Etheostoma spectabile (orangethroat darter) is the source of this 4552-nucleotide messenger RNA. It is a transcript of the gene vwa5b1, whose product is annotated as von Willebrand factor A domain containing 5B1. The transcript has 22 exons. NCBI's taxonomy places the organism in Eukaryota, Metazoa, Chordata, Actinopteri, Perciformes, Percidae. The record is from RefSeq and is a predicted model, not a curated record. The coding region runs from base 331 to 4122 and encodes 1263 amino acids.